ACUCCCCCUAGCAGCUCAAAGCUUAACUAAAAUUUUAACUUCUAAUGUGAAUGGAUAUGAUACACAUUUAUGCGAAUGUAUGCAUAGAGAAGCGAAUUUGAAAGGACCGUUGUUGUUAAAGCGGCAGAAAGCAGCCCUAAGAAAUUUGGAGAAAUAUUGCCGAGUUGACAGCCGAAUGAAAAUUCGGAUGUGUUCCGGUUACGUAGUCGUGGAAACGUAACAAGGAAGAGAUCGUUAAACGCAUUUAUUGGCACCGCUUACGCAGUUAUCUAUUCUAUGCCGGAUUUGCCAAGAUUACGCCAACCGCCAUUUUCUUCUAUCACUCUUGGUAUUAACAAGCAGAUUCACUAUUCUUAAGGAAACAUCCGACGCCAAACAUGCAUAGUACAUACAUAUAUUACAAUAUUUGUCACAACUGUUAUAUUUUGUAACGCGAAAUUUCAUCAUUGGAUAAUUUUCAAUUAGUUAAAAUUAAAUUUAAACGUAUGUAUACAUAUGUACAUAUCCACCGAAAUAUUUAAAUACGUAAUAUAGUCGUUAUGCGACGUAGUAACGGCAAUAUAACAAACAAAAAUGGGGACACGAGCGAGUAGGUAUCAAAUGUCUUGAAAAAAUAAACAAAAUAAAGUCAAUACAUGUAAUUUGUGAAACAAAUUUAUACGUGUAUUAUCCCAUUUAUAUACACACAAAUCCAGCCGACAGUGCAAAAUUCGCAGUUAUAAGCCAUGGCCGACGAAGAUGAGAAUAAGCAAAAGAAGCAUACUAUCGAAAGUCUCUUCCACUUGUAUGCCAACAAUAAUAUCAACACCUUAGACUUGGAAAAUGAGAUAUACGAAACCAUAUUAUUGUCCCAGAUAGAUUUUUGGUUGGAUCAAGCAAAAUUAUUAAGAACGGCAUUCACGAUGACCGACACUGGCAUGGCUUAUAUGAAAUUCAAAAAAUGGCGUUUAGACUUCGAGGAAUUUUUGGAUUUUUUGAACAUGAUUUGCCAGGGUAAAGAAAUUAAGAUUGAUGACGUUAAAAAAGCGCUACUCGAGGCUGGUCCGCCUGGCGGAGGCACUGAAAUUGUUGUCGUGAAAUAGUUCCUUAAACGGAUAUCACAUGGUUGAACAUUUCGCUACCCCAUGCUAGGAAUGACAGUGAACAGAAAAAUUCAAUGAAAUUUACAAUAAGUUAUUAUAUUUGGUUAGCAAUAUAUAUAAAUAAAUUAAAUAAAAUAACAA
Messenger RNA from Bactrocera neohumeralis, 1223 nucleotides. RefSeq names its product tubulin polymerization-promoting protein homolog. Lineage: Eukaryota; Metazoa; Arthropoda; Insecta; Diptera; Tephritidae. Gene Ontology annotation, molecular function: tubulin binding. The transcript has 3 exons. Gene Ontology annotation, biological process: microtubule polymerization. The coding region runs from base 726 to 1082 and encodes 118 amino acids. The record is from RefSeq and is a predicted model, not a curated record.